This is a messenger RNA of Brassicogethes aeneus, 2319 nucleotides long. NCBI's taxonomy places the organism in Eukaryota, Metazoa, Arthropoda, Insecta, Coleoptera, Nitidulidae. The record is from the annotation of a GenBank genome assembly.
GCGGCCACCAGUCAGCAUAGAGAAUUCUUGCAGGAAACAUCUAAACAGUGUUGCCGGGUCUUCGUCGUUGUACACCACGAUCUUCUGUCAGUCACAAACGGUAUCCGUACACGUGCUCAACAGUUUUUAUUUGAAAUAUUGAACGGGUGCGUUUCUCUAUAAUUUGUUUUUGUGUUGUUAUAUACAAUGUGUUUUGGUUAACACUGGCUUUAGUGGUGGUUUUACAUUUGUGGAUUAUUUAUUUAUUAAACAACUGUAGGCAUGAGCGAGUACGAACGUAUAAAAAGAGCAUGUUUAAAACGAGGAGAGUUAUGGGAGGAUCCAGAUUUUCCAGCCACACAAUCUUCAGUUUUUUAUCACCAAACGCCACCGUUUCAGUUUACAUGGAAAAGACCUAAGGAUUUAUGUGCCAGACCUGGUUUUAUUCAAGAUGGUCCCACCCAAUUCGACAUUUCUCCAGGAAAAAUGGGUGAUAGAUGGCUAGUCUCGUGCCUAGGAGUACUUUACCUCAACAAAGGACUAUUUUAUAGGGUAGUUCCUGCAGACCAGUCAUUUCAAGGAGAACAAUAUGCGGGAGUUUUUAGGUUUAGGUUGUGGUGGUGUGGGGAGUGGACUGAAGUUCUUGUUGACGACAGAUUGCCAACUGUACAUGGCAGAUUAGCAUUUUUACAGUCACAAAAUAGCGAUUACUAUUGGCCUGGAUUGUUGGAAAAAGCAUAUGCAAAGUUGCAUGGUUCAUACGAGGCUCUAAAAUAUGGCUCAAUGCUGGACGGUCUAGCGGAUCUCACUGGGGGAAUCACAGAAAGCAUCCCCAUAAGACAAGACGCCACCUCUUGCGCCAGGCUCUUACACAAACUACUUGAUAUGACGUCAAUCAUCACCUGUGCAGUACAAUCGCCCAAUCAAGUGCGAUCCAAUACAGAAAAACUGCCAAAUGGGGUACAAAUUGGGACAAACUACAGGAUAUAUUCUGUCGAACGGGUCGAUACUUUUAAUGGCGAGGCGUUGCAAUUGAUUAAAAUUAAAAAUCCCCUGGGGCCGUCAACUGAAUACGUCGGGUCUUGGGCUAUAGAUUCUGCAGAGUGGUCUGAUUUGAGCCCACAGGAAGUCGAUAGGGUCCAAGGAAAGCUUACCGAAGGAGAAUUCUGGAUGUCGUAUUCAGAUUUUAUUAAGACAUUCACGCAUUUGGGUGUGGUACAUUUAGAUAGUGAUACAAGUAGAGAUGAACCUAGUCUACAUAACAAAAAUACAUGGCAGAUGAGACUAUAUCAAGGAAACUGGCUAAAAGGAGUUUCUGCAGGUGGUUGUCGAAAUAAUCCAGAAACAUUUCAUAUAAAUCCUCAACUACAUUUGCUUUUGGGCGAGUUAGAAGAAGUGGUUGUUUCUCUAAAUCAACACAGUAUAAUGGAACCAAAAGUGAUAGGUUUUUCUGCGUAUUCUUUACCUAAAAGCAGUACUGAAACGAUAGGAAAAACUUUUUUUAAGAAAAACAAGUCUUUAUUAAACUCACAGUACUCAAAUAGUCGACAAGUUAGUCAUAGAUGUCAACUAGAACAAGGUGGCUACCUCAUUCUUCCAACAACUUUUGAGCCAGGUCAAGAAUCAGGUUUUACGCUUAGAGUUUAUUCCAGUAAACCUUUAAAACUUAAACUUCUGGAUACAGUACCAUCUUUGGUAAAAUCUGCUAUAAUAAAAGCACCUCCGUUAUUGGAUGGAAAAAGCUUUAGUCAAUAUGAAGCCGUUUUUCUUCAGUUAGCCGACGAACACAGAACUGUUAACUCCUUCGAGUUACAAGAAUUAUUGGAUGCUUGUUUGCCAAAUGAUUAUAUCAAGAGUUGUGCUUCUAUUGAAGUAUGUCGACAGGUUGUUAUUACAUUUGAUUCGUCUGGAAUCGGAAGACUAAAAUUCAGUGAUUUCAAAGACCUGAUGUGUAGUCUAAAGUUUUGGCAGACGGCAUUCAAAAAUCACACAAAGGAAAAAACUGGUAUUUUAAAGGCUGAAAGAUUGCGUGACGCUGUAUUGGAAGUUGGUUUCCAAAUAAGCAGCGACGUUUUGGCCACGUUAAUUUUACGUUAUAUGAGAAAAGAUGGUACCCUGAGAUUUGGAGACUUUGUAUCUGCCAUAUUACAUUUAACUGUUGCUUUUAAUAUCUUUGAAUCCAGGGAUCCUCUACAAAAUGGAAACAUUAAAUUAAACCUAGCAGAGUGGCUCAAAUCUUCAUUGACCUGCUAGAUUAUAUAGUUAAUAGUUAAUUGUCCAUUGUAUAUAUUAUUAAUGUAUAUUUUAUUAAUAAGUUUUUUUAUAUAAUUGUUAAGCUGU